AUGCUUCAAUACGCACAUGUCUUCAAUCACCUGUGCCAGUAUGCCGGUUAUCAUGCAGACAGCGAUGCCAAGAAGCAGGAUCGUUUCUGCCAUGGUCUUAACACCAAGCUCAAGGAGCGUCUCAACCUUGUCCACACCGACAGUUUUAAUGAGCUGGUGAAUAAGGCCAUUACUCAGGACGAUUGCAUUACAGGGCAUCGUGCUGAGAAGAAGAGGAAGGCACCGACUGGACCCUCUGGUGUGCAGCCACCAAGGUAUCGUUUGGUGCAGAAUACAGUACCCAGGGUCCCACAGAGAAAUCCUCCAUCAGGCAGAUGGGUUUUCAGGCCACCUCAGCAACAAGGAGCGGUUAGACCUCCUAUGCCUCAACAGCAACAGUCUGGGCCAAGGCCAAAUGUUCAACAACCAAACCGUGCAAAUAGCGACAACCAUUGUUAUACCUGCGGAAGUCCUACGCACUUCGCCAGGAAUUGCCCCCGAAACCAGAAGCCUGCCCAAGGUCAGAAUUCUAAUCAGAACAACCAGGGCAAGGGUAAGAAACAAGUCAUGCAAGUCAGGCAAGGAAAGAUCAACUUUACUACUCUUGCUGAACUUCCAGAGGGCGCACCAAUUAUGACGGGUAUAUUCUCUAUCCAUCAUAAGCCUACCGUUAUACUGUUUGAUUCUGGUGCAACCCCUAGAAUCAUUAGUGCUAAAUGUGGGGCAAGACUAGGAUUGGAUUCUAGUCAUACAAAGGCACCAUACAUGAUUACCACAUCUGGUGGUAAAAUAGCUUCCAAUCAAAUCCUUAGACGUGUGCCAAUUCAGUUGGGUAGCAAGUUGAUCAAAACCGACUUGAUUUCUUUAAGUCUAGAAGGUAUGGAUGUUAUCCUGGGUAUGGACUGGAUGACCAAACAUAGAGUAAUGUUAGAUAUCUCUUCCCGAGCUAUUGAGAUUGAUUCACCAUACCAAGGAGCCACUACCCUUUAUCUUCCAUCACAAGAGUACAUCACUCCUUGUACCUUUGCCAUGAAAGAUAUAAAACUAGAAGACAUUCCGGUAGUGUGCGAGUAUGCAGAUGUCUUUCCGAAUGACUUGCCCGGAUUGCCUCCUGAUAGAGAUAUUGAGUUUGUGAUUGAGUUACAACUAGGCACAACUCCUAUCUCUAAAAGACCCUACCGAAUGCCACCAAAUGAGUUAGUAGAAUUGAAGAUCCAGCUUCAAGACCUUCUGGACAAAGGUUAG
This is a messenger RNA of Panicum virgatum (switchgrass), 1224 nucleotides long. RefSeq lists its product as uncharacterized. The record is from RefSeq and is a predicted model, not a curated record. Lineage: Eukaryota; Viridiplantae; Streptophyta; Magnoliopsida; Poales; Poaceae. Bases 1 to 1224 code for a protein of 407 amino acids. Gene Ontology annotation, molecular function: nucleic acid binding; zinc ion binding. The transcript has a single exon.